GUUCGUGCAGGCGCGAAAUUCAUACGCAUUCGCGACGCACCGUCGGCGAGGAAAGACAGCCGUUCGCCUCGCCGCCACGAUUCGCCACAGCCACUUAGCGACCGCAGUCAAGUGACACCACGGGAAGACGCGUGAGGGUUGUAUAGUCGCAAAUAACCGAUUUUUUUUCAAAUCAGUGGCAGCAUGACGAACGUCUACACGCUCGACGAAGUUGCCCGUCACAAUACCGAAAAGGAUCUGUGGAUCGUGAUAGACGGCUCGGUCUACGAUGUCACGACGUUCUUCAAGGAACAUCCCGGUGGCGAAGAGGCGAUACUGCAGUCGGCGGGGGAAGACGCGACAGAAAAUUUCAACGGCAUCGGUCACAGUCAGGACGCGAUUAACCUUCGCAAGAAAUACAAAAUCGGAGAGCUGGCGGGUGGCGCAAGAUCCGAUAGAUCGAUAAGGAGCACAGAGAAAAAACGAACAGCGAUGGACGAGCCACCGAAGGAAUCAAAACCGACGACUUCUGCCUCUUCUUCUGAACAACCCUGGAUUCUGCUGUUCAUAUGUGUCUUAGUCGUAAUUUAUGCCAUACUUUUCUACCGGUAUUCAUAACUAUUACUAUAGUAUCUACUAGACCACAGUAAACUGUGCGUAAAAUAUAAGACGUGACAUAUCAAUUGUAACAUAACGCUACAAUCUACAAGAUGCGGUGUUAUAUAUAAUUCAGUCGAAGCCACUAGUUUCCUUUUCUUGUUUAUUAAAUAUCUUAAAGAUUUUCCUUUCUUUGAUGUAAAACUAUUUUCUUACGUAAAUGUCUUAAUAGAUGCUUAUGUAAAAAUUUGAUAUUUAUUAUUCAGGGAAAUAAGGAAAACUUAAUUAUGUUUUUUAGCUCGACUUGUAACGAUCUCGCUGACAAAAUAAAUGAUCCCUAUUUAAAAA
Messenger RNA from Vollenhovia emeryi, 924 nucleotides. RefSeq names its product cytochrome b5-like. NCBI's taxonomy places the organism in Eukaryota, Metazoa, Arthropoda, Insecta, Hymenoptera, Formicidae. The record is from RefSeq and is a predicted model, not a curated record. Gene Ontology annotation, molecular function: heme binding. The transcript has 3 exons. Gene Ontology annotation, cellular component: membrane; intracellular membrane-bounded organelle. Bases 184 to 597 code for a protein of 137 amino acids.